Molecule: messenger RNA, 1128 nt
Organism: Paramecium tetraurelia
Lineage: Eukaryota; Ciliophora; Oligohymenophorea; Peniculida; Parameciidae
Exons: 2
Source: RefSeq, a predicted model, not a curated record
AUGUCUUUUUUCUCAAAAUUCACAAAAAAAUUAUAACCACAAGGUUUGGGUUUAAGGGAGCAAUUCAUGUAAAUUUUAGAUAAUGUGCUUAAACCAAAUAUUAAAUGUAACUUAAAAGAAUGCGCCGAUAUUCUUGCCCAGUAUUUGAUAAAAAGUGAAUGUAAAUUAUAUUAUGAUAUACAAGAGCAUAUAUCCACUUUAUUUGAAUUCUUAGCUACCAUUACAUUUGAUUUUCAACCAAUGCAAGUUAUUCAAUUAUUAGCAAUACUUCAUUAAUUAUUAUCGAAAGAUGAAUUAACUAAAAAUAUAUCCAUUAAAAUAAGAACUGUGAAGAUGCCUUGGCUAUAAAACAUAGGAACUUUAAAUGGAAUAAUGGAAUAGAGGGAAAAAUGUUAGUAAAGUUCAUCAAUCAUUCAAUUGAAUGAAAUACCAUACCAAGAGCCAAGCUCUCAAUUUUAGUACAUAUAACAGUGCUACUUUUAUUUAUAAUUGCUUUCUUAAAACAUAGAUUUAUAUUAUGCUAUCUCAUUUAAUAAUUAUCCAUAUAAUGCUAGAUAUGAGAUAGAUCACAGAUUGUAGUGCACUUGGAUUUACAAGAUUUAGAAUAUUAUGAACUACGCAAUUCAGUUACUAGCUUACAAUCAAGAAUAUAUUGAGAUUUAGAAAGUUAUUUAUUUGGAUAUGCUAAAAUUUCAUUCCUUCAUUUGUUAAGAGAUAACUUUGGUCUUAGAUUCAUAUGCUACUUUGGGAAGGUGUUACACUUUGAGUUUGUACGAGAUAUUUUGUGAAAGUAAUAAGCAUUACGAAUAAUUGAAGAGGUUUUGGAAAGAGAUUGGAUUAUAAUAGCCUGAGCAAUGUUUGUUAUCGAAUAGUUUGUUAUAAGAAUUUUUGCUCUUUGUGUAGAAAUUGAAAUUACUGAAUUAGAUGGUGUAUAAAAAGAAAAUAACAGUUCCAUCAUCUAAAAUUAAGAGUAUAAAUAAGAAAAUGAAUACCAGAAAAGGAAGUCAGUGUCCGAACGAGGAAGAACUAGCCUCAGUUGAGGAUAGUGAGACUCAUGAGGAGGUUUUCAUGUCAAAUCAAUCGAAGAGAGAUUUGAGAUUAGUUCCGUCUUUUGGUGUUUAAUAGUGA